This is a messenger RNA of Erigeron canadensis, 929 nucleotides long. RefSeq lists its product as uncharacterized. Gene Ontology annotation, molecular function: phosphatidic acid binding. Lineage: Eukaryota; Viridiplantae; Streptophyta; Magnoliopsida; Asterales; Asteraceae. The transcript has 3 exons. Bases 54 to 893 code for a protein of 279 amino acids. The record is from RefSeq and is a predicted model, not a curated record.
UAUAGCGACCCCUUGUAUUGUUUAUAUUUCAAUUGUAAAAGACCAAAUUAAACAUGUCGUAUUACCCGAAAGGCCACCAAUACAACCCCAAUGACGAUGAAGAUGUUGACGAUUUUGACGAGCAUGAUCCAACCCCAUACGGAGGUGGAUACGAUCUAGCACUCACCUAUGGCCGCCCUCUUCCUCCGUCCGAGGAAAUAUGUCACCCUCCCUGUUCCUCGGGUUCCUCUGGCAGCUACGGCUCCAAGCCCCACGGUAGUGGAUCGGGUUAUGGAAGGAGGAAUGAUGGUCAGUACCCUGCUUCUGGAUACGGGGAUGAGACGGAGCACGAUGGUCGUUAUGGAGGAGGGGGGUGUGGGUCAGAGUAUGGGUCAGGGCAUCCUAGGAGAAAUGAAACUGACGAAUAUGGUGGGGCACAUAAAACAUUUGGGCACUCGGAUCAUACUUAUCGUACACAUGAUAAUGCUGACGAUGACAAUAGGAGAAAUAUGUAUGGUAGGCAGAACAAUGACGAUGAUGAUGACAAUGAUCGAAAACCUAGGUAUGGUAGGAGAAAUGACGACUAUGACGACAAUGAUGGUCAGAGACCUAGGUACGGAAAGCGUAAUGAUGACGACGAAGACGACGAUAGCCGUGGUUAUCGUCGGCGGCCUACACAUAUGGGAAACCCAAGGAUUGUGUCAGCCGAAGCUCGAACGCACAGGCUUGAAAGAAAACCCACCGGGGCCCCACAUAGUGGAAAAUGUAAAUACCCCUGGCCACUGGGGUUUAAGCUAGUGGUUGACCGGAUUCACAACUAUUCACAACUAUUGAAUACGGGAGAUGACGAUGAUGAUGAUGAGCGGAGGAAUCGGCAUCAUCACCGUAGACACCAUAAUGAUGAUGAAUAUUAAUUAAUUGAACAUCAAUUACCGGAGUUCUUUUAUACG